AUGACAGCUCAUGCUUUACCUCACGAAGGUCACUCUCACCUCUCAAAGCGUUGCAGUUUUUUCAAUGAACUUAUUGGUAAUUGUGACGAUGGUGUUGACUUUGGUGGAAAUUGUUCCGUUCUACCUUGUAAAGAUGGUCUGGUUUGCAAGAAUGAUCUCAUCACAGGAACGCCUACUUGUACUACUGACAGCUAA
This is a messenger RNA of Paraglomus occultum, 195 nucleotides long. The record is from the annotation of a GenBank genome assembly. NCBI's taxonomy places the organism in Eukaryota, Fungi, Glomeromycota, Glomeromycetes, Paraglomerales, Paraglomeraceae.